UUCAGCCGAAUCGGAUAGACAUAAUAGCAGGAGACUACCGAGAAGUCACCGAGGAAGAAUGACAUCGUUUGCUCUACCCGUCGUCCUGCUGUUGGCAGUUUUUGGUGCAUCGCUGGCACAACGAGACACAUCGCUCCGAGUAAUCGAUGCGCUGCGCGAGGUGAAUCCAGCGUUUCGGGACCUUAGAAACCAGGUCGUCAAUGCAGUGGCCAGUGCCAAGCUGAACAGCUCGGAAGUAGUGUACAAGUUCAACGUGGAGGUAGCGACGCGCAAGGAAUCCUUUCUCAACAGUGCUAUCAGUGCCGAAGCCGGUGUACUGCGCCAGGUGAAUGGCCAAAGUUUGGAAACUGAUACGAGCUGCCUGGGCUUCCUGCGCCAAAGUGUCGAUGUGAACAUGAACCUUGCCGGUGUAUCGUUUACGAACUGUCUCAAUACCGUCGACUCUACGCUCUCGUCGGAAAUCGUCAGUUUCUAUAACGUGCUUCAGGUUAACGAAACGUCGUACGUCAACCUCAGCGUGUAUGACGUGUUCCGGGGACAGAACGUGUUCGUCAACCCGCAGACGAUCAUCGAUCGUUUGAUGGAGAAACUUUCGGCCCUCCAGCAAGCUCCUGUGGAGUUGGUUCAAGAGCUUUCCGAACUUGUGCAAGCGUUCGAAGCCCGACUGUCUGAUAUCCGGGCGGCCUACGAAGGAUGUUUGUCUCAGAACGAUCAGCUUCUGCAGAGUACCUUGAACACGGUGCUAUUGCAGUUGCAGCAGAUUUGUCUCGGUGUUCUGCUGCCUGCCGACCCUACGGAUGUUCCCUCCGAACCUACAACCGAUCCCAGCGAGGAAACGGAACCGGCAGAAACCGAACCAGCGGAAACGGUACCGACUGAACCCGAACCAGCUGAGACAGAACCCGCAGAAACGGAACCGACAGAAGCCGAGAGUGAAAAUCCACACCCGGAGACCCCUGCACCUGCAGUUUUUAGAUAUAAGCCUUGAGUGAAUGCAUCAGUAUAGAAAAUCAAUAUCAUUUUUUUCGUCCAAUAAAACACUUAACAUUUAAUACUUCUA
Molecule: messenger RNA, 1060 nt
Organism: Anopheles bellator
Lineage: Eukaryota; Metazoa; Arthropoda; Insecta; Diptera; Culicidae
Exons: 2
Coding region: 59-988 (309 amino acids)
Source: RefSeq, a predicted model, not a curated record